This is a messenger RNA of Chelonia mydas (Green sea turtle), 4867 nucleotides long. RefSeq names its product protein ABHD15. NCBI's taxonomy places the organism in Eukaryota, Metazoa, Chordata, Testudines, Cheloniidae. The record is from RefSeq and is a predicted model, not a curated record. The coding region runs from base 2546 to 3838 and encodes 430 amino acids. The transcript is spliced from 4 exons. Gene Ontology annotation, molecular function: monoacylglycerol lipase activity; short-chain carboxylesterase activity.
AGUUUCAGCUGUUGGAAGGUUUAGCAUAUGGCAGACAGACUGAUGCACAGUCAUUUGCACACGCAGUGCAGGGCAGUGUGAUACACUCCUACAGCUGCAGUGCCAUGCUUUCAGCUAGGCUGCUUGUGUGUGGCACAAUCAUGUGCCAUGCCAUGUGCACAGAGCCCUUUUCACAAACAGAGUCAGUUCCAUAGAAAAGCAAUGGCUUAUUUUCUCUCACCUGAAUUAGGGACUUUAGGAAUCCUGUGAGCUGACUGUGGGACCUGGGACAGAGGCACCCAAAGUGGAGUGGCAGCUGCGCUGGGGUCUGCCUCGUGGCCCAGAGAAAGAAACAGAGGAAGAGAGAAAGCAGAAGUUGGGAGCAACAGUGUCACAAAUCCACUCCCUGCGCCACCAGCACAUCCUGUGAGCUCCUUGUUCAGGGUCCUGCAACCAUCACAGCUUCCCAUUCGCUUGCUUACGCCAGCUUUCGUGGCCUCCUAGUGGUACCUGCUCAGCUGCAUCUGGUGCUGUGGCUACAAGUUCCUGCUCUGGCCGCACCUGUUCUCACUGAUGUUGAUUCAGGGACUUGUGCAACUCCUGCUGAGUCAUUAUUUGUGGGGAUGAAACAACCCUCAAGGCAGCAGGAAGGUCAAUGAAGAAACAAGGGACAAAACAGGCUGUAAAUCACCUGGUGCAUCAUUCAGGGGAAGCCCAUGUACAGAUAGAGACCCCCCAGGGCAAUUGGCAUCUUCAGGAAGAGGUGUGGGAUGGCCUGCCCUUUGGGCAUCGGUCCGCCUUAUAUGGUGGCCAGUGCAGGAUGCACUGGAGAAGACCUAAUGCACCUGCAGUGCUGUCCCUUAGGGACACAUUUCUGCCUGACCCCUUCCUGUGAUCAGUUUUUGACCUGGAACAAGAGAUCAAUAGUUCUUGGUUGUUGUAUCCCUGCUAGCAUCACUGCAGAUGCUGUUCAUUCAUGUUCCAUACAAAACAAUGUUAAGGAGCAUUAAGCACUCCUGGACCAGAAAAGGCCAAUAACCCACAUGCACCCUUAGCCCGGUCUCGGGUGUGCCUGCUUUACCGCACUCACACUGUUUCUCACACCCAACCAAGACUAAUCUGUGAGCACUACCAAAGCCAUCUCUGGGCUGUGGCCUGGCCUGGAUCCUGACUGGGAGGCCUCCAAGACAUGGGUGAUUGGUAAGAUCUUUGGAGUAAGGUCUUUGCCUUGUGGGUGAAGGGAUUUGGAGCCAGGGCUUUAUCCCUGGGAGCCAGCCUAGGUUUGCUUUUUGGCUGGACUAUCACAUGCAUUGGAGGUGUGGCUGGAUGGGUUCCCCUAUGGAAUGUCAACGGGGGUUAUGUGUGUGUGAGAGGCACCCAAAUGCCCUGGAGGAGGUGGGGUUAGACACUGCUUCUUGCUGCUCUGGUGCCCUGUCCCCCGACUAGACUUGUCUGGUCUCAGCACAGCCAGAGGCAGGACUGGUCUGAGAUCUAGACGAGGCAGUCAGGGCUUCUUAGCCAGCAUAGCUCAGAUGGCCGAGAUCUGGCAGUUCUUGCUGGAGAAACAGACCAUUCUCCUGGCUUCCAUGUGGCCCAGCUCUGCAGAGAGCCCAGGUUGCUGCUGCAAGGAAUGGCGGUGGGGCUUGUGGACCAGCAGUCUAGUCAUCGGCUGUCAUGCUUCCUGUGUCGUGGUUUGUGAGUGCUGAGGGGUGAGCUGCACGGUGGGUGUGGCUGGCCGUGCUCCUAGAGGGAGGUGGUACUCCACCUCUGCACAGUGCUGCUGCGGUGGGAAGCUGUUCUCUGUGAGUGCAGCUGGGGAUUUCAGCCGCUCCGCUGAGUGGGCUGGAAAGCGCUGCCCAAUUAACUCUCCUGCUUCUUGCCCAUGCAUCUGCCCUGGACGUCCAACCCUGGGUUGGAGCAUUUGAAAUGCUGCUUCUGAGGGCCAAAGCCUGAGAAUAAGGGACGGGAAAUGUUAACUCCUUUUCUCUUCUGUAUUUGCUCAUGAGCUGCUGAACCUGCUGCUGAGAGGAGCCAUUGUCCUUUGCUUUGGGUGUCCUGGGCUCUGUCUUCCCCAGGUUUCCCUUUUGCUUUGCCCGCUCUCCUAGGACUGGGGUUGUUCUCACUCCUGUGCCCGGAGGGGGUAGGUGCAGAGUAGUAAGGUGCUGCCUGCCCCAGCAGCCGAGUGAAGCCUUUCUCCCCACAGCAUCCCUCACACACACCCCAUCCCCAAGUCCCCCCGCCCUCACCCAAAGGGUUAGUCUUUAAUGGACAAUCUCUGGUCUCUGUGGUUCUCUCUCUCUGCGUCUGGGACCUACACGGAAACUGCUGCAGCUCCUCCUCCAGGCUGCUGCUUCACACGCCCCAGCCACCCCCGCCCUCUCUCACUACCAAAGCAGAAGAUUGAAGUUUGCCAUGCUAGAAACCUGUCCUCUCUGGAGGGAAGUCUGCUGAGGAAGUCUGGAUAGCACAGCCCCCUGGGCUCAGCUCCUUCCUCUCCCUAGGGCUGUGUGUGAUACAGCCCAUAGAGGAGCAGGGACCUGUGAUCCAAGAAGACUCUGUCCUGGCCAUGCUGCCAUGGGCGGGGGUGCUGGGCUUCCUCCUACUGCUCAUCUUCCUGUGUGUCCGGGUUUGGGUUCGGAAAGCAAAAGUUCCCAGCAGCUCUGGGGCCCAGCUGGUCUGCAAGCCCUCUGCGCUGGCUGCCUACCUGGAGAGCCAGUGCCAGGCCUUGAAAAGCCUAUGCGAAGCCAGCUGGCCAUGGAGGGCUCUCCCCUCCCUGCAGACCUUGGCCAGCAUGAUGGGGCCCCUGGAUAGCAGGGUGCAUUUUGUAAGGACCUAUCUGCAGCUGAGCGAUGAGGGGCUGGUGGCACUGGACUGGGCAGUGGGGCCAGCACAGCAGAAGAGGAGGCAGACAUCCACCAUCUGCAGCACACCUGUCCUGCUGCUUGUCCCCAACUCCUUCGGGAAGGUCACCCGCAACAUCAGCAAGCUAUGUCACGUGGCACUCCUUCAUGGCUACCAUCCUGUUGUCUUUAACCGCCGCGGCCAGAACGGCUGCCCCCUAAGCACUACCGCGCUGCAGCCGUAUGGGGAUCCUGCUGACCUGCGAGAAGCCGUCCGGUACAUCCGCUCCCAGUGCCCAGGGGCCCUGCUCUUUGCAGUGGGGGAGAGCACUGGGGCAGGGCUCCUGUUCUCCUACCUGGGAGAAUGUGGUUCCUCUAGCCACCUGACAGCUGCCGGCUGCAUCUCCCCCAUCUUUGAUCCUCGGGGAUGGUUUGAAGCUGGGUGCCCCUGGCUAUGGCAGCAACUCUUGCUCAUGUCCCAGAAGGUGUGGCUUAGCCGGUUUGCCACGGUGCUAGGGGAGGUUCUUCCCCUGGAUCGUUUCUUUGGGGGCCAGUCACUGAGGGAGCUGGAGGAGGUCUUGUUCUGCCAGGCCCAGACCUGGGACUUGUACUGGGAGAGGAACAACCCCCUGCGGGACGUAGACGAGGUGGCAGUACCAGUGCUGUGCAUCUGCAGCCAGGACGACCCCAUGUGUGGGGCCCCCAGGGACACUCUGCCCUUUGAGCUGUUUGAGACAAACCCCUACUUCUUCCUAGCGCUCACCCAGGGAGGCGGACACUGCGGCUUCUUCAAGGAGAGCCUGGGUGGUGCCUUCUGGAGCCAUGAGGUGCUGCUGGAAUUCUUCCACUCCACUGUGGAUUUCCUCCUCACAGAGGACAAACCGAAGGGCCAGGCCAAGAAGAGAGGGGCCAGGCCGGUGCUGAAGGUCACCCAGGGCAGAAGUGGCUGCAGGCAGGAGUCGUGCUGCCCCCACAAUACGCCUGACAUUUACAGCUGGCAGCGCUCCUACACCCACUGACCGCUGCUCUUCACGCGGCGUCUGGAGGACGUUCUGCUGACCUUUCCCGAGAGCUCUGUCUCAUCAGCUGCACCUGGAUGGUGUCUCAGCAGCCCAGACAGCUGGGUUGUGCCAUACCCUCCCCCCCCCCCCCCCCCCGGCCCGGCUCCUGGGACUGUGACUCUUUGUAACAAGAACAGGGCCAUCCCUAGUGGGGUGCAGGACCCAGGGCAAAAGAGAUGGAUUCGUCUCUUCCAGGACUGACCACCCUGGCCAAUCGCACCGGCCUGGGGCCCCCUGAAAGCACAGGGCCCGGAGCGGUCACCCCGAAGGGACGGCUCUGAACAAGAACACAGUACUUCAGUGAACAACCGGAUCAUGUUAGAUGAUAACUGCAGCGUGGCAGAGGUGCUGCGUCCUGGCUGGGUGUCAGCAUCUCAGGUGCUGCCCUGUCAGAAGUGGUGUUUGUGUCCCAGUGCCAGUGGCUCCUGGUUGUGAUGCGUUUCUGUGCCUUUGCUGAUGGUUGCCAGGUACUGUGAUGUCCCAGUGCUAGAAGAUUGGGGCCCAGCCAGGUGCUAUGCUGCAAUGGAACAGAGAGGGAUGAAUGAUUCUUAUUUAUUUUGUAGCACCCGAAUUUAUGCUGGGUGCUUCAUGGAAGACAUACGAAGAGACAGGCCCUGCUGCAGUGAGCGUAUCUCUAGGUUUUACAUGUGUCCAAGCAAAGGAGGUAGCUGAGAGUUGGGAGGGAGGCUGCAGCAGAAUGAUCAGGGGUGACUUAGGGUCACUGCCUGGGCAGCAUUUUGGGCCUGUUGCUUUUCUCCAUGUAGCUAUAAAAAUAAGGACAGUAAUUAGCGUAGAUUCCCUUCUUGAGGCUGGAACUGCUGUAUGUAGCUGGGUGAUGCAGUGCUAGACGCUCCUGGGUCCUCAUCUGUAAUGCACCCCUGUUGUGUAGUUGUACCUCCUUGCCCGUGUGUGCAGGCUAACUGGCAUUCUUCAUUAAUGCUCCAUGACAAGACUAAAGGAUGCUUGAAAUGUUGUUUUAAGCUCAAA